ACUGGGUGCUGCAGCCUAGGAGAUGGGAGAUCAGUCUCAAAUCCACCUCCCUGAUGGACUAAAAUUAGGGGUUUACAUAGCAGGGAAGAAAAGUAACAAUGUGUAGGAAAACAGGAACUAGGGAAGGGUAAGGAAACAAUUGUGAUGAAUGAGGGGUCUGGCAUCUCAUUGGCUGAUGCAAUGAUCUGGUGAGUUGCAGUUCUUUGAUACUGUUUUUUGAGAGGUCUGAGGGUCUUUUCCCAGGGAAGGAACUUAGAUAAAACAAAUACAAAUUUCAAGCUUUAGCAUCAGAAGGGUCAAUUCCUAUGUUUAUCCGAAACAAAACAAACAAACAAAAAAUCUGUCUAUGGGACUAUUGGGUCGGUUUCAAUUCAAUAGCACUCCAGGCCUGCAGGUCACUGUCACUGCAGGACAGCCCUAGCCUCCAGCAUGGGCAAUGCCUUCCCAUGCCUGGACCCUGGGCCUGCCUCUGCUUCAAGCAUUCCCUCAUGUAGUGGAGUAUAUCUGUCCUUAAAAGAAAAAUGGGGACAGGAAGGUAAAGUUUUUUGAGAUUUUAUUCUACCCUCACCCUAGACUGAUGGUGGUUGCUUAGAUGUAGAAUUUUAGUUUGAAGCCAUUUCCCCUAGAAUUUGAAGAUGUAUAAUCCUUGUCUUCUGGUGGUCACUGACAAGGAGUCUGACCCACUCUGAUUCCCAGUCUUUCCCCAAGGCUUUGACUGUGUCUUUUUUUUUUUUUUUCUUUCUUUAACUUAUUGGAAGCUGUUGAGAUUUUCUGUGUCCUUGGUGUUCUGAGAUUUCCUGUGACCCCUGAAUUGUCAUUCCUCCCUAGCUCUGGGUGCUUGGUGAACCCUCUCCAUCUACAAACUCACAUCCUUCCAUUCCAGAAGUUGUCUCUUAUGAUGGUUUGCUUCAUUUCUUUUCCCCACUUUUCUCCGUUUAUUCAUUCUUGAAGUCCCUUCCAGAUAUUGGACUAUCUGAACUUAUUGGCUGUUUGUUUAUUAUUUUUUUAUUUUUUUGAGACAGGGUCACUCUGUCACCAGGCUGGAGUGCAGUGAUGCAAUCUCGUCUCACUGCAACUUCUGCCUCCUGAGCUUAAGUGAUCCUCUGGCCUCAGCCUCCUGAGUAGCUGGGAAGAUGGGCAUGCGCCACCACAGCAGGCUAAUUUUUGUAUUUUUAGUAGAGAUGGGGUUUUGCCAUGUUGCCCAGGCUGGUCUUGAACACCUGAGCUCAAGCAAUCUGCCCACCUUGGCCUCCCAAAGUGCUGGAAUUAUGGGCAUUAGCGACCACACCUGGUCAUUUGCUAAUAUUUUAAAAAUCUUGUUUCAUCCUUUUUUCUCGGUUAUUGUUCUAUGUUUGUGAUAUUUCCUGAUGUUAUUUUCUAAUCCUUUUAUUGACUUCUACAUAUCUGCUCUCACAUUUUUAAUUCCUAAGAGCCCUCUUGUCAAAAAUUUUGUCUAUAACCUCUUGUUCUUGUCUCAUGGGUGCAAUAUCUAUCCUUAGCUCUUUAAGGAUGUUAAUUCUAUUGGUUUUUUUGUUUGUUUGUUUUUGCUCUUUGCCUAUUUCUCUCCCCCUCACCAGCUUCCUUUUACUUUAAUCUUUGUGGUUCAUGUUAGAAGCAUUUCUCAAAUGUCUGGUGAUCCUUGGCUAUCCAUUUGUCAUUAAGAGUGGAAAUUCUGUGAGGGUAGGUGAGGCUUAUUGGUUGGUGCACUUCACUUACAGUUCUCUGGCUGGGCUGUUUCACUGGGAAAUCCCCAAAUGUAAAUGGUAGGUGUUUUCUCUCAGGCAGGUUAUUUCUCUUUUUUUUUUUUUUUUUUUUUUUUUUUGAGACAGAAUCUGGCUGUGUCACCCAGGCUGGAGUGCAGUGGUGCGAUCUAGGCUCACUGCAACCUCUGCCUCCCGCGUUCAAGCGAUUCUACUGCCUCAGCCUCUCAAGUAGCUGGAUGACAAUUAUACACCACCACGCUCAGAUAAUUUUUUUGUAUUUUUAGUGGAGACAGGGUUUCACCUUGUUGGCCAGGCCAGUCUCCAACUCCUGACCUCAAGUGAUCUUCUCGCCUUGGUCUUCCAAAGUGCUGGGAUUACAGGCAUGAGCCACCAGGUCCAGACCUAUUCCUGUUCUUUUUUCUUUUUCUUUUCUUUUCUUUUUUUUUUUUUUGAGACAGUGUCUCACUCUGUCACCCAGGCUGGAGUGCAGUGGCGUGAUCUCGGCUCACUGCAAGCUCUGCCUCCCGGGUUCAUGCCAUUCUCCUGCCUCAGCCUCCCAAGUAGCUGGGACUACAAGCGCCUGCCACCACGCCCGACUAAUUUUUUAUAUUUUCAGUAGAGACGAGGCUUCACCAUGUUAGCCAGGAUGGUCUCGAUCUCCUGACCUCGUGAUCCGCCCACCUCAGCCCCCCAAAGUGCUGAGAUUACAGGCAUGAGCCACCGCACCUGGCCUCCUGUUCUUCUUAAGGAAGAUGGUUUUGUCAGUCUUUCACGGCUGCUAUAUAACAAGAGGCCUUCCUAAGUGGAUCAGAAGUCCUGGUAAUGAGGAAAGGUCUUUAAACAUGGAUGUUGGAUGACAAGAAAAGUCACCUUGGAUGUGAGUGACUGAAGGAUGGAUGGCGGCCACAUCACAGAGGCGGUUGGUCGACAACUUCUGCAUUUGCAAAGGGUGCAGCCUCCCUCGCUGUCUCAUGUAUGAGAUUUACGUGGAGACCUGUGGGCAAAACACUGAGAACCAAGUCAACCCAGCCACCUUUGGGAAGCUUGUGAGAUUGGUUUUACUGGACCUUGGCACUUGGAGGCUGGGCACUAGAGGAAGCGCCAGGUAUCAUUAUGAUGGAAUCUGUAUCAAGAAAAGCUCUUUCUUCUAUGCCCAGUAUUGCUACCUGAUAGGUGAAAAAAGGUAUCACAGUGGAGAUGCCAUUGCCUUUGAAAAAUCUACUAAUUAUAACAGCAUUAUCCAACAAGAAGCAACAUGUGAAGAUCAUUCACCAAUGAAGACAGACCCAGUUGGAUCCCCUUUGUCUGAAUUCGGGAGAUGUCCAUUUUUGGAGCAAGAACUGGCAAAGAAAUACUCCUGUAAUAUGAUGGCCUUCCUUGCUGACGAAUACUGCAACUUUUGUCGAGACAUUUUACGAAAUGUGAGGAACCAAGAAUUUGAGAGGGUGGAGGACUUGCUUACUUCCUUCUGGAAGUCUCUGCAGCAAGACACAAUCAUGCUGAUGUCAUUGCCUGAUGUGUGCCAGCUCUUUAAAUGCUACGAUGUCCAGCUGUACAAGGGAAUUGAGGAUGUUCUCCUUCAUGACUUCUUGGAAGAUGUUUCUAUUCAGUACCUGAAAUCUGUGCGGUUAUUUAGUAAGAAAUUUAAGCUGUGGCUUCUUAGUGCUUUGGAAGGUGUCCUGGCCCUCUUGCAGAUCUCCAAACUCAAAGAAGUUACUCUAUUUGUCAAAAGACUAAGAAGAAAGACGUACCUUUCCAACAUGGCUAAGACUAUGCGAAUGGUAUUGAAAAGUAAGAGGCGUGUCAGCGUUUUGAAGUCAGAUCUGCAGGCCAUCAUCAAUCAAGGCACUUUGGCUACUUCUAAGAAAGCCCUGGCAAGUGACCGGAGUGGUGCAGAUGAACUGGAGAACAACCCAGAGAUGAAAUGUUUAAGAAACCUAAUUUCUUUGCUGGGAACAUCAACAGAUCUCAGGGUAUUCCUCAGCUGUCUGUCUUCACAUCUGCAAGCAUUUGUGUUCCAGCCAAGCAGAAGCAAAGAAGAGUUUAUCAAAUUAGCCGCCAGCUUCCAGCUGAGAUGGAAUCUUCUUCUCACUGCUGUGAGCAAAGCCAUGACCCUCUGCCACGGAGAUAGUUUUGGCUCCUGGCAUCUGUUUCACUUGCUGCUUUUAGAAUACGUAAUUCAUAUACUUCAGUCAUGCCUAGAGGAGGAAGAGGAGGAGGAGGACGUGGGGAAUGUCAAGGAAAUGCUACCAGAUGACCCGACUCUCAGCCAGCCAGAUCAGGCACUUUCCCACCCUCUGAAUUCCUCACUGUCGCAGGCGUGUGCCAGCCCCAGCGUGGAGCCACUGGGGGUGAUGCUGACACACAUGGGCCACGGCCGAUAUCCCGUGGGUGUGAGCAACAUGGUCCUCAGGAUCCUGGGCUUCUUGGUGGACACUGCCACGGGCGAUAAGCUCAUCCACGUGCUGUUGGAAGAUGAAACCACCGAAAGCGCAGUUAAACUCAGCCUUCCUAUGGGACAAGAAGCCCUCAUAACCCUAAAAGACGGACAACAAUUUGUGAUUCAGAUAUCAGAUGUACCCCAAAGCUCUGAAGAUAUUUAUUUCAGAGAAAGCAAUGCUAAAGUGUGAGAUUAUUUAUUUGAAUAGAGAAUAAGAAAACUGAUAGACUUGCAUUCUUAAAAAUAUUAAAUCCUAAAGUUUUUCUAUUGAUAAAAGACGAUGUUAUGUAUAUAAUAGAUGUAGCAUUGUCUAUUUUAUGUUUAUAUGUAUUUCAAGGAGGUGGUUUUGAUAAAAUAUAUAAACUGAUUUGGAGAAUAA
Messenger RNA from Pongo pygmaeus (Bornean orangutan), 4522 nucleotides. RefSeq names its product DNA-binding protein RFX8-like. The record is from RefSeq and is a predicted model, not a curated record. NCBI's taxonomy places the organism in Eukaryota, Metazoa, Chordata, Mammalia, Primates, Hominidae. Gene Ontology annotation, molecular function: DNA-binding transcription factor activity, RNA polymerase II-specific; RNA polymerase II cis-regulatory region sequence-specific DNA binding. The transcript has 16 exons. Gene Ontology annotation, biological process: regulation of transcription by RNA polymerase II; late endosome to Golgi transport. Gene Ontology annotation, cellular component: Golgi apparatus. Bases 2600 to 4333 code for a protein of 577 amino acids.